AUGCAGCACUACGGGGUGAACGGAUACUCCCUGCACGCCAUGAACUCCCUCAGCGCCAUGUACAACCUGCACCAGCAGGCCGCGCAGCAGGCCCAGCACGCGCCCGACUACCGGCCGUCCGUGCACGCGCUCACGCUGGCCGAGAGACUCGCUGACAUCAUCCUGGAGGCUCGCUACGGCUCUCAGCACCGCAAGCAGCGCCGCAGCCGCACGGCCUUCACCGCGCAGCAGCUGGAGGCGCUGGAGAAGACCUUCCAGAAGACCCACUACCCAGACGUAGUGAUGAGGGAGCGGCUGGCCAUGUGCACCAACCUGCCCGAGGCCCGAGUGCAGGUCUGGUUCAAAAACCGCAGAGCAAAGUUCCGCAAGAAGCAGCGCAGCCUCCAGAAGGAGCAGCUUCAGAAGCAGAAGGAGGUUUCAGGGGAAGGAGGCAGCGAGAAGGAGGACUCGCCUCCCGCCACCACCAUCCUCCCAGAUGCCCAGCUCCCUCCUUCGUCGUCCUCCUCCUCUUCCUCCUCCCUGGAGACGGAGGGUCCCGUGGUUCGUCCUGUCCCGCUGGACAUGGAGCUGAACGUCACGUCAGCAGAACAAUCCGGCAGCGAGUCAGCGACAGAGGAUAAUGCCACAGAUAAGGAGGACGAGAGUAAAUCUCAGAGAGAGGAGAUGAAGAGCGAGAGGGCGGUGACACCCGGAGACGUCUCCCAGGCCUGCAAAAGACUCAGCCCCAAACCAGAUUCUCCCCUGGUCUCUCCGUCAGUGACGCCCUCCUCCUCCAGCAGCAGCAGCCUGGCCAGCAGCGGUCCUCUCUCUCAGAGCCACUCCUACUCCUCCUCCCCUCUCAGCCUGUUCCGUCUGCAGGAGCAGUUCCGCCAGCACAUGGCUGCCACCAACAACCUGGUGCACUACCCUGCUUUUGACCUCGCCGCCCCGUCUUCACUUCCCUACCUGGGGAUGAAUGUCAACAUGCCACCUGCGCCGCUGGGCUCGCUGCCCUGCCAGUCCUACUACCAGUCCCUGUCCCACCACGCCCAGCAGGUGUGGAACAGCCCGCUGCUGCAGGCGUCGGCUGCAGGCGGCCUCACCAGCCACAACAGCAAGACCACCAGCAUCGAGAACCUGCGUCUGAGGGCCAAGCAGCACGCCGCCUCCUUGGGACUGGACACAAUGUCUAACUGA
Messenger RNA from Stegastes partitus (bicolor damselfish), 1176 nucleotides. RefSeq names its product diencephalon/mesencephalon homeobox 1a (gene dmbx1a). The record is from RefSeq and is a predicted model, not a curated record. Gene Ontology annotation, molecular function: RNA polymerase II transcription regulatory region sequence-specific DNA binding; DNA-binding transcription factor activity, RNA polymerase II-specific. Gene Ontology annotation, biological process: regulation of transcription by RNA polymerase II. The transcript is spliced from 4 exons. NCBI's taxonomy places the organism in Eukaryota, Metazoa, Chordata, Actinopteri, Pomacentridae. Bases 1 to 1176 code for a protein of 391 amino acids.